Messenger RNA from Salvelinus sp. IW2-2015, 1875 nucleotides. Its product is annotated as putative monooxygenase p33MONOX. Lineage: Eukaryota; Metazoa; Chordata; Actinopteri; Salmoniformes; Salmonidae. The record is from RefSeq and is a predicted model, not a curated record. Gene Ontology annotation, cellular component: cytoplasm.
AUCACUGUCCGGAAUUUCCUUUAUUCUUCAGAUAGGGAACUGGAUAUCAUGGCUGAGAUGUGUCUUUGGUGUUCUGUAACCUUUCCCAUUGACAUUGUAAGGUUACGACUGUUUUCAUCUUUAACGUGUCUGUUGUAAGCGGCGUGGGGCUUUUUAUCUGGUCCAGUCCAGUCUUUUGUCAGCUUGGAUUCAUCUGAACACUACCUCAUUGUCAGCCAUAAGAGUCGGCCUUCUGAAACAAUGUCCAGGUCAGGAGAUAUACCAGCCCUGGAGUCUGGGACCUCAGAGGGGCUCCUGGGAGGCAUGUCCCUACCUGUUGGCAUGACCCGCCGUGCCAUGAACUAUGAUGACAACAUGGAGGCGCCCAUGUCCCCGCCUCCCUCUGAUAUCAACAUCAACAACCUGUGGGCGAAGAGGCCCGUCGUCCCACCCAGGAGGUUCCGUCAUCAGGCUGAGGAGGAUGAAUCUGGAAUUACCCUAACCCACGCUGCGACUUUUGACCCUGGCCACAGGCCAAAUAUGCCUGUCGUGGUGAAGGCCAAAGCCUCCUCCAUCAUCAUCAACUCUCUGAUGACCAAGCAAACCCAGGACAGCAUGUACAGGUUUGAGCAGCAGGCUGGGCUGAGAGACACUGGGUACACCCCCCAUAAGGGCCUCACUGCUGAGGAGACCCGCCACCACCACCGCAUGCCUGAGUCAUUCCAAAAAAUGAACAUUCCAACUGUGGAUAUGGGAGCGGGACAUAAGGGAGGACAUGAGGACAAGCAAACAUCAUCUGCUCAGUCCACCCCUAAUACCACUCCUCAGAGCUCACCUAAACAGAACCGCAGGGGCUGGUUGUCCAGCCAGAGCUCGACAGCAUCUGUCAGCAGCUCAGACCUCAGUACCAGCUCUAACACCAGUGUGGACAUGGGUGCUGCUGAGGGGGGAGGAGCAGUCGAACGCUGGGGUAUCUUUGGACCACGUCCGGUUGUUCAGAAAUCCACUACCGACCCAGGGGGUUUUGCUCUCCAGUCGUACCGCGGGGCCCAGAAGCCCACCCCCAUGGAGGUGAUGAAGGCUCAGGCCACUCGGCUGGCUCAUGACCCUGCUGUUAACCAACAGGCCCCUCCCAAGAUGGAGAUCCCCACCACGGAGAGCCGUAAAUCGCCAGCACGGCCGCAAAAGCUCAAACCUCGAGACAUAAAUAUCCUCACGCCCUCAGGUUUCUGAGCUGUACCAUGGUGUCACUACUCCUUCAUUUUGUAGCUGGUCUACCAUCUAGUCCAAGGCUCUCCAACUCUGUUCCUGGAGAGCUACCCUCCUGUAGGUUUCCACUCCAACUCUGUUCCUGGAGAGCUACCCUCCUGUAGGUUUUCACUCCAACCUGAUUCAGCUUAACAACCAGCUAAUUAUUGGAAUCAGGACAGUCUAGGACAGUCUAUUCUAGUCUAUUCUCUCCCCACUUCUAUUAUUUAACACCCUUGUUUUGCCUCAGCCUUUUGCCUUGUAAUAGAACCGUGUAUAUUUACUUAGUAUGUAUGGUCCGACUGUGAAGAUGUUCUGAUGCAUGGUGUUGCAAAGUGUAACUCUCUGACUGUUUUGACAAAGACUAAAAGUCACACUGUGUUCAUGGUUUGGUCAUUCAGUUGGCGUGUGAAUCUCAUUCAGAAGUACACUAUAACUAGAUUUUCAUGGUCUGCAGAUUCUGUAAGAUGUAAUGAUUCACAUUAUGUCUCCAAGAACAUUAUGGUGAUUAUUGUUCACCCUCAAGGAAGUGUUUUUUUAUUUCUUUUGUGUAUCCGCAUUCCUGCUGUCAAGUCGACCGCUUUGAAGUUGAAACACUGUCAGUAAAACCCUGCAACAGAAUGUUAAUAACAUGUUGCAUAUUAAUCA